CUUUCAUUCUGUAGUUCCACAACACGCGUGUAUCUGAUGUUAGCUGGCAAAAACUUUGGUGACAUGAGUGCUGAUAAUAGUGGUGGAAAUGUUUCUGUGCCUUUACGAAAUCUUCUGAACUCCAUCCAGUGUGUUAGAGACCGGGUCAGAGACGGAGAGUCCAAUGAGUCAGAUGGAGCGUUCAAUCUCUCCAACUUCUGGGACACUCUGAACCAGGCAGUGAAGGCAGUGUCCCAGGAAGCCACUUAACUCAGCCUGGCCUUCUCCAGACCCCCGCUGCCAUCACAGCAGGAUGGAGAGAAGUUAGCAGAGUCCAUCCUGAAAAGUGUCCUCACUCUGUCCACUGUGUACUACUGGCUACCUAAGAGCCAAGGUGUCAGUCUGCGGCGACAGGUCCGAGACGCCACAGUCCAGGUUCUGGAGGGAGUCACACAGCUGGUCGAGGUCAUACUGAGCUCACCGCUACAGAGUCUGUCCCAGGAACAGCUGAUGUCAACAGGAGGUGUGUGGUCAGCCUGCGACCACUUUGCCCAGUUACCACAAGAUAAUAAAGCAGCAGUGCUGGUGGUUCUGUCCAAUCAGAUUGGAGUUGUGAAAGAUGCCAUAGAAGAAAUUGAACAGGCACUGUCUGAGGCCCAGGACCCGUUCAGUGACAUUCUUGAUGAUGACCAGGAGCCUCGAGGCAACCAGGACACUUACUGGUCAGAGAAGGACAGACGUGUGAUUGGUCCGUGCCAGGGGCUGAUGAAAGCAUCAGCAGCAUGUCUAAGGAAGCUGACGUUGGCCGUCAAAGCCAACGGGGACGUCAACACGUCUCAGAACCUGGCUCAGCUCGACGACCUGGCUGACAUCACCAAGGAAAUCAGUCCUGGUGUUGAUGAUCUGGCUCUCUCCCUCUACCCACCGAUGGACUACAGCGGAGUAGAGAGCAACGUAAGACACACACGCACACAAACACACACACCAUUGUUAAAAUUCUUUGAUGUUCAGAGUAGGGGUGUAACGAUCCAUCAAUCUGGAUCAAUAUAUCGAUUUAAUGAUCAGUUCAUAGGGAUACGUUGGCGUGUUGAGUAA
Molecule: messenger RNA, 1074 nt
Organism: Epinephelus lanceolatus (giant grouper)
Lineage: Eukaryota; Metazoa; Chordata; Actinopteri; Perciformes; Serranidae
Source: RefSeq, a predicted model, not a curated record